CAGCGGGGCCGAACAUGGCGCGGAGCUGCCGGGCGCUUGGGAAAGUGCUCGCCGAAAGGCUCACAGCUCCGCACAGAAGCGUUCUCAGGAACUAGGAAUCUCCCUUGAGCCUGCCCCUGCUCGCUCCACCCGGCGCCCGAGAGCUGAGUGGCGAUAACCAGCGACGUUGACAUUCGCAUUGCGAUCAGUAGGCUCCAGAGUGAACACGCUGGCGCUGCGUGGGGUAACUGCUCGCUCCUCUGGGAGCCCUUGUCUGGCUGAGGAUUUGGGCACUUGAGGUCGGGGGCCGCAAAGCUCUUUCCAGCUCAAAGGCAAUAAAUAGGCAUUUGGCUUCAUGUGGUAUUCUGAUGAGCAGAAUUCCUCCAAUGCAAGCAUCGGUAACAAACCGUACCUUCGCAAGAAGAACUUUCUUCAACAUUGCUUCGCCAUUCGGAAACAAAAGAAAAGAAUAUUCUGAGAGAAGGAUUAUAGGGUAUUCCAUGCAGGAAAUGUAUGAAGUGGUAGCUGUUGUGGAGGACUACAAACUCUUUGUUCCUUGGUGUAAAAAGUCAGACAUAUUAUCCAAACGUUCUGGAUACUGCAAAGCCCACUUAGAAAUAGGAUUUCCUCCUGUGUUAGAGAAGUAUACAUCAGUUGUUACCCUAGUGAGACCUCACUUGGUUAAGGCAUCCUGCACAGAUGGGAAACUAUUUAAUCAUCUGGAAACUGUGUGGCGUUUUGGACCGGGAAUCCCAGGUUAUCCAAGAACAUGUACCUUGGAUUUUUCAGUUUCUUUUGAGUUUCGUUCACUUCUACACUCUCAACUUGCUACACUAUUUUUUGAUGAAGUUGUUAAACAGAUGGUAGCUGCCUUUGAAAGAAGAGCAUCCAAACUCUAUGGGCCAGAAACUAGUAUACCUCGAGAGCUAAUGUUUCAUGAAAUUCAUCACACAUAAAGGGAAAAGUGUUAGCUUUCUAUCUUGAUUAUAAUCUAACUUGUACACCUUAUUUAUAAGAGGUGCUUUUCUCUGUGGGCAUCUAUUUGUUAACUUAGCUUUGUGUGUAAUAUACUGCUGUACAAAACAUGCACAUAAGAUGGAACCAGAUGUACAUAGAAUAUUAAGCUUCAAGUGCAAUUCAGGGUGUGAUGUUUGUAACAAACUGAAUGGCAGCUACUGUAAACUAGCCAAUCAAGAUUGCCUAAACAGUUUGAUUAUAUAAUGAACAGCACAUCAGCAUUACUGCCUUA
Messenger RNA from Gopherus flavomarginatus (Mexican gopher tortoise), 1228 nucleotides. It is a transcript of the gene COQ10B, whose product is annotated as coenzyme Q10B. Bases 348 to 935 code for a protein of 195 amino acids. Gene Ontology annotation, molecular function: ubiquinone binding. Gene Ontology annotation, biological process: cellular respiration; ubiquinone biosynthetic process. The record is from RefSeq and is a predicted model, not a curated record. Gene Ontology annotation, cellular component: mitochondrion. NCBI's taxonomy places the organism in Eukaryota, Metazoa, Chordata, Testudines, Testudinidae. The transcript is spliced from 6 exons.